Molecule: messenger RNA, 826 nt
Organism: Ceratosolen solmsi marchali
Lineage: Eukaryota; Metazoa; Arthropoda; Insecta; Hymenoptera; Agaonidae
Product: glutathione S-transferase-like
Exons: 4
Coding region: 40-663 (207 amino acids)
Biological process (GO): glutathione metabolic process
Molecular function (GO): glutathione transferase activity
Source: RefSeq, a predicted model, not a curated record
CUGGUAACAAUCUAAAUCUAUCUAAAGCAGAUAAGGAUAAUGUCGGAGGAGCAGCCAAGCUACAAACUAAUCUACUUCAAUUCUCGAGGCAGAGCCGAACACAUCCGCUACAUAUUGGCCUACGCCGGGGUGGAUUACAUCGACGAAAGAGUACCAAAGGAGCGCUGGCCCGAGUUGAAAAAAUCGAUGCCGUUCGGGCAGUUGCCGGUCCUGGAGGUCGAUGGUCAGCCGAUUCCCCAGAGUAACGCCAUCGCCAGAUACCUCGGGCGCAAGUACGGACUCGCCGGGAUUGACGAGUGGGAAUCGAUGCUCUGCGACAUCCUCGUCGACAGCCUCGGGGACCUCAGACAGGAACUAUUGCAGUUUCAAAAGGAGGAGGAUCUAUUUAAGAAGGAAGAAAAGAAGGCGAAAUUCGUAAAAGAAACGAUACCCUUAUUCCUGAGUAAAUUUGAACAAACCAUUGGUAAAAAUAAUGGUUACGCUGUGGGUUCAACAACGACGUGGGCCGACCUUGUAUUCGCCGUUGCCCUCGAGAACUUCGAGCAGAUGUUCGGCCCGGCUGCCCUCGAGAGCUAUCCGGCCCUGAGGAGCCUCAAGCAGCGCGUCCACGGCAUCCCGGCGAUCAGCGAGUGGAUCGCAAGACGACCCCACACGAACUCUUAAGGUGACAAUGCGGUCACGGCCGCUUCACAGGCACAACAAUGCUAACUGUCGAUACAUAUCCCGGGACAUGUAAUUUCUGUAAUUUUCGUUAAUCCUUCAGCCGCGAGCUAAUACGUAGAGACGGAAGUUAAGCAAAUGCUCGCCUCGCAAUCCCCCCCCCCCC